Messenger RNA from Toxoplasma gondii ME49, 8382 nucleotides. RefSeq names its product transporter, small conductance mechanosensitive ion channel (MscS) family protein. NCBI's taxonomy places the organism in Eukaryota, Apicomplexa, Conoidasida, Eucoccidiorida, Sarcocystidae. Gene Ontology annotation, cellular component: plasma membrane. The transcript is spliced from 15 exons. The record is from RefSeq and is a predicted model, not a curated record. Gene Ontology annotation, biological process: monoatomic anion transport; transmembrane transport. The coding region runs from base 1 to 8382 and encodes 2793 amino acids. Gene Ontology annotation, molecular function: mechanosensitive monoatomic ion channel activity; calcium ion binding.
AUGUGGUCCCGCUGUCGCCGAAGCAGUAAUUUCUCGAGUGUCAUGGGGAGGCUUCGAGACUCCGAUUUGCGGAGCCAGCUGGAUGUAGCUAGCAACGCCAAGAGUUUCGUCGGUUCAACAGUAUCUGCUCUUCCGGUACAGGCAGAACCACACCAACGGGGAGAAGGAGGUUUCCGACCCUUCGCGUACAGGUGGAGGCAUCCUUUUUCGUCUCAUGUUGGAGGGCGAAACAAUCCUGGAACAUCUUCUCUCGCAGGAGACCGCGGCAUCGGAGCCAGCUCGAUAAAUGCUUCCUGUGCGUACUUGGAUGUUCCCGGGGCCGUCAGCCGAACCUACUCGCAGCAAGGAUCUUUCCUGUACGGGCCGUCUGGCCCGCGAGGCCCGCCAGGAGACGAUGCUCCCCCCGGGUUUCGCGCGUUCGACCUGGUUUCGAAAGCGACUCCGUCAAAAAUGAUUGAAGAGAGACCGCAAGACGACGAGAAAGAAGAGCCAGACAGCGACGACGAAGAACGUGACCAGCCGGAGUGUGUUCGUGUGUGUCGCAAGUGGAUUCAUGCAGUCUUUCCGGACUCGUAUCCUCUUCUUUGGUUUGUCAUUCAAGCUUCGGUGUGUUUCGUGCUUCUUCUCGUGGGGCUGGGUGACGGAAGCAACAGCAGUCGCAGCGACUACGCUCUCGGAAAACUGGAUUUCCACUGGAUGCCCGGAGAAGACGUGACUGAUGAUGCUCGACCGAAGCCUCACAUUAUUGGAGAUAUCGACAACGAGAGGCUCCUCCUGAACGGCUCUUUUGUCUUCAUCUGCGUUACCCUGUUGAACCUCGGCUUCUGGCUUUGCACAAUGGCGGUUCGUGUCAUCGUUGUUACCGGCCUACUGAAUCUGAUUUGCUACGAACGCCCAGCAGCGACAGCCUUUGCCUCGACUGUUGACCCCGAAAUUUUCUAUGUGGCGUGGAGCGUCUUCAUCUACGCCUUCUGGCGAGGUCACGCCCGCUCGAGUCACCUUGUUCUGGUUCCCAAUAGCCAGGAGAAGGCAGACAUCGAAACCCUCACCUUUUACCGGCUUUUUGGCGAUGAAAGGUUUUUCACCCAAGACAUGCUGCGAGCGAUCAAUCUGACGAAUGUCGUUUAUCUUAUUCUUUCUGUGCGUCGCGCCGUCCUCGCUCUCAUGCUCUUUUUCUUCGAGCUCGGGUUUCUGAUGAACAUGAACUCACAACUUGUUAACUACUUGACCAAAUAUGCUCGGAUCCGCAAACUGAAUGCGAAGUGGUCGCGUAGCACCCCUCAAGAGUGGCAUCGACCGACGCAGUCCGCUGCGUCUGUGUGUAGCCUUGAAGAAUGUGAACAGAGAGACCUUUUCUCUCAGGGGUUCGAGGCGCAGGAGCGCACGAGGCGCGAAAAUGUAGGCGAGUUUAUGUUUCAAGAAAGCCAAGCGAACUUCGAGACGAAGCGUCAGCGCAGCGUCCUCAGCAAUUCAUGCGUCCUGGAUAAAACCAUGUUCUCUGGAGAAGAAGGACACCCGGAAGAGAAUGGGAGAAAGCCGGGCAAGGAGAAAAGUCCGAGAGUUGGAGGCGAUUCGUUCUCCGAGGAAGAAGGCGAAGUUGGUCGGGAGCUCGCCCACGAGUGGGAGGGCGGACAAGACGAAAUGAAAGACGUUACUCUUUCUCUCCGCGUCUCUAGGGAGGAGAAACGACAAGGAGACGCCUUAUUCGUGCCCCCGCAAGAUGAUGAAGGAGAGAACGACGAAACGAUAUGGGAAUCCCGAGCAGGCCGCGCGUACGAACGCGAAAAGCAAGUUUGGAGUGUUCGAGAGAAGCUCGCAGGUGUCUGGAGAGCGGCUUUUCGCUUCCUUGGAUUCCACGAGAGCAUGCGGAGAGUCGGCGAAGGGCCGCUUAACCUCUCCGCUCGCAGGCGCAGAAAUUCGAGUCUGCACGGCCUACAUUUGCGUCCACUUUUCUUCCCGGCGAAACGUCGGCCGGACUUUUUGGAUACACCUAAUUUCGGGCAGCCGCCACAACAGCGCCUGGAGGAUCUGCUAGCGGACAGAGAAGGCCACGAAGAGCGAGAAAGAGAAACCGGAAGGGACAGAGGAGACGGCGGGGCUCCAGCGCCAGGCGAAGGCGGAAGACCCCCUGGGAGAGGCUCUUUCUUCCCUGGCCUCCGUGCGCACCACCAACGACCCAUGAGUGCCUUCCGCAUUCGACACUCGCUGACCAAAAAACGAAUCGACCAAGAAGUCAGUGGACAAGGUUUGCCACGACCACUGAAGGCGCAAAGCAUAGAGGCGACGAAAACAUCGAAAGUUCAGAACUGGCUGCUGAUUCAGUACGCACUCCACUACCCACCUGCGUUGUUUAUCCACGGAAGGCGGAUCGCUCUGACGAACAAGGAAAUCACGGGGACAAUUGCGGAACUUAUUUUUAAUCAACUCGUGAAGGAAAACGCUCGACCGCAAACGUCCCGCUCCGCCUCGCUUCUCCCCGAGCUGAACCAUGCCCCUUGUCCCGGUGAAAGUCCACCAGAAAGCAAAGAAUACCUCCAGGCCUCACCGGCUCCCGCCUGCAACGAGCCAAAAGAAGACACAGAAAAGCUUGGAACAGAGAAUCGAGGCACCGAUAAACUAAAUACAGAAAGGCUGACCACAGGAAGGCUGAAAGCAGAAGGGCAAAAUAUCGAAAGGCCCACCAGAGAGAAGCAGAACACAGACAAGCUAAACACAGAGAGAUUCACUGCAGAGAAGCCAAACACAGAAACUCUAACAACAGAAAGGAUAAACACCGGAGACCUAAGUGCAGAAAAGGAAAACAUCUGUAGGAUAAGUACGGAAAGGCGAGAAAGCCGAGACACAGAAGCAGACCGUAUCACAGGUGUGAAGAGCGGGGGAAUAUCAGACACGAGUGAGGAAAGCUGUCAGAGCAAAAGCCAUAGAACGAUUCGCGGUAGAUAUCCUGCAGAGUGUCGGGAGGUUCGUUGUGACGGAAAUCCCCGCAGCGAAACGACCACCAGUUGUUCUUUAGCGCGUCCGGUUCAUGGAGAACGAGUACCUGCGAAUGACGGCAGUGAGAGCAGUCAGGCAUUUGAGAAAAAGGGUCACAAUUUGCAUAGAUGCAUUUGCAGCAGCAGCCCAGAGCGUGAAAUCGAGGGAAGCGCCGGAGCGAGCAGAAAGCACAGCGGUCUUCGCAGUGCAAGAAGAACAGAGGAAACACUCAAGCAGUUCCGUGGAAAACACGACGACAGACACCACGCGACUUCUAGGAGCCGCGGUACGGACACCUGGCACCUUUCCACUGAUGCGUCUCGGCAGGGUCCCUGGGUAGCGAGUCCCGAGACAGAACGUUCACGAAACGAAGCGACAAAUGAGCACCAACCAAGAGGGUUUGACGAGUUAGUCCCGUCUAGAUCGCGAACGAGGAAAACUGGUGGAGAAGCAGUGGCUGGCACACCAUGCUCGGGGAAGUUUCCCUCCCCUCGAAAUUCCGCAGAGACAGAACAGACACUCCAUAGAAAACCACAGCGAGAGCAGGAAGGUCACACAGGUUGUUCGCAUGCUUUGGAAGAAAACGACUUCAGAGCAGCAGAGGUCGAGCCUUCGUUUGCAGACGCGCCAACGCUGUCCGCGCUGCCGCUACCUACCAAACGAAAGAUCCAGGCCUGCCCAUACACCGGAAGAGACAACGAAACAGAGGGCACAACGCGGGGAGAAGAGAGGGCAAGGGGGGCGGGGAGACGAGGAGUGAAGGGAGCAGAGGGCAGGGAAGAUGAAGCAGCCAUCAGACGAGAACAGCGGAGACUUGACAGAGGGAAGCAGGCCGUCAAAACCGGGAGAGAGCGCAAGUCAAGUAAAUCCCCGUCGAACGGGCUUCGCCGAGCAGCAGAGAGGGAAAACGAAGCAGAAGAACCCAAAGAGGAAGACGAUGGAAAAGAGGUCGUAGGAAUAAAAGGGGUGAAGGGAAAAGGUGGGAGAAGCAUCGAGACAAGCACCAAAAAAGAACACACCAGACAGAGUGGAGACGCAAAUGAAGAAGACGGGGUUGUAGCGGCGUUUAUGGACGCCUUUGAAAGGCGGACAGGUGGAAGAGGACAGAUCUCCAGAGAAGACGAAGAAGGGCUGGAGGGCAUCGUUGUCUCCCGAUGUUGCGUCUCGUCAUUUCUCGCUCUGCCCCAAGAGCCACCACAUGAAGCAGAAGCGUCCAACUGCCACAGCAGAGCCGAAGCAUGCGGCGUGACAUCCCUCUCGCCCUUCACGGCGAGGUCCGCUUUUGAAAAAAAUGACGUAGAUGAGGAAGAACGAAUGCGCGACGAGAAGGAAAUGGAUGCCGAUAGCUGUCGUUACACCUCGAGGGUUGCCAAGAACGCAGUUGCUCCCAGCCCCAUUGUCUACCCUUUAGCGGGGUGGAGACAUCACCGAGUCGCUCCCAUUUCCAGCUGUUCUGAACAGACGACCGGAUGUAGGCGGCACGCGAAGCCCGGGGAACACGAGGAAUUGGGAACAAUUGAGGGACAGAGAAAGAAGCGCGAGUGCUGUGGAAGCGCCUUUCCAUCCCUCGAUGCAGAAACAGGAGUGAGCCGACUGAGAUCCGAUGGGCCCACGUGUGAGAGGAACAGAAACCGACGGCAGAAGAGGUUUUCUGCCGAGGCUUUUCACUGCCAUCCCCCCUCGCCUUUCCACACUUCCCCCUCCUCUGCGCCUUUGUCUGCCCCGUAUGUCCAGGAGAGGGAAGAAGGGACAAGUGCGCCUUCUCGCCGACUUGCCCCGAAGUCUUCGCUAUCCUAUUUGUCUGCAUGUUCCGCCUCACCUGCCUCUUCGUUCUCUUCUCAUUCCCCGUGUUCCCCCACCUCCGUUUCUCCAGUGAAUCCGACGCUCACGGCCGAGGCUGGGAAGAGCGGGGAAAAGGAGACGCCUUUGAAAACACAAACAGAACAGUACUCGGUGUCUGGUUCUGCAGACCUCAAUUCGCGGCCGGCGAAUCCUGCACAGGGACGUACAUUUCAGGUGCAGUCCGGAGCCGUCGAGUCGCAUGCUUCUGCUUCCGAUCGCAAUUGUGCUCCUCUGCCAAUGCAAUUGGACUCCCCCGCAAAACACGGAUAUCUUCUCUUUCCGGCUGAAGCACAAAGCGAGAGAACACUAGCACAUGAGUACGCAAAUCCACUCGAUUUGACCUGUGCGCAGAAAACUGGAAAGGACGUACCCGAUUCGUCCUCAGGUGUAUUCACAACGCAAGCCCCGUCAGCCCAUGCUGUCUCCUCAUGUGUAUGUACACCCGAAAAGGUGCGCGCCAGCUUCCCUCCUCGGAAUCAGCCCGCCCCGCGAAAGGCACAUUCAAACGACGAGCUACAUUCUGGAGGACUAGAGCAUUCCUGUGGAACGUCAACUGCAGCUGUCGGUGGCUUUCUGGCAAGUGUGUCCACACGGGAGCUGGACACCGGUGUGAAAGGCAAGGUGGCCACAGAAAGUAAUUCAUGCGCGAAAGCAAUGUUGGCGUCGAAUGUGACGGCUGAGAAUCAGGGGAAAGAGGAAAAAUUGCGGCCAGUAUCUGAAAGAAGUGCUUCAUCAAGGGUCUCGUCAAACGCGGAUAAUUUACUAUGCGUGCCAAGAAGCCCGCUAGACGCAGAGAGCAAGAAAGGAGGGACAAGCAGAAAUAGCGGAGACGUCGGGCUCGUGGAAGGAGUUGAGGGGUUUGCUCGAGAAGAACGUGGUGACGAGACACUUGCAGCUGGCGGCCGGAGACUCGCAACUUCCUCCUUCUCAUCAUCGGUGUCUGGUUCCUCUCCACUUCCGGUGACACCGAGUUCCUCAUCGCGUGACCCGCAUUUGUCUGCUACCAGAGUAGGCCACUCUCGUUCCUUUUCGUCUCUCACUCAGUACCACUCUUCCUUCAACGCGUCGCCUUCUCUCUCUGCGUCUUCUUUGUCGUCCUCGUCGGCUCUUCUCCUCGCGGCCAUCUCCAGCCUGCCUGCCGCCUCCUCAGUGCUCACCCUCGCUCCUCCCGCGACCUCAUUCCUCGUGUCCUCUUCCUCGUUUUCGACGCUGCCUCAGACCCCCGCGAAGACUGCAAUGCUUCCCACCAACAGACCACCACCGUUUCCCACGCAGGCUCCGCCUCAUCUCUCCUCCCCCCUCUCUGACUUCCCCUGUGGUCCGGCACUUACCUCCCCUUCUGCCUCUUCUCCGGUCUCGGUCUCAGGUGUGAAAAGUGUUCGUCCCGUCGGGUCUUCUUAUUCGCCUGGAGAUCCUCCUCAUGUUCGUGCAGCCCCCUCCGCAACUGACAACUCCCCUACUGGUGCAGCAGCUUCAGUUUCCACUGUGCUGCCUGGUUCUGUAAACUCUCAUCCUUCUUCUGCCUCCCGCGACAGAGAAGAAACGCCCAACGCUCCCUCUGACCUCCCUCUGCGCAAAGCGACAGACUCACGUGUCGUCCCCUUCACGACCACGUCGUCCUCAGGAUCCCUCGAUGAACGAGAAAGUCGCACCCAGUCCUCUGCUGCUUUCCAGCCACCUUCCUGUUCUUCGUCUCCUCCUUCUGCGUCUUCCUCAACUCUCCCUAAAAUGACAGGCUCCUCCAGGUUCUCGUGCUUUCCUUCCCCGACUGGCCCGGCCUUUUUCAGUCUCUCGUCAAGCGCGAACGGAGAGGCCCGGCCUGAGGGGAGUAUUGGCUUUUUGGAGAGGGCUGUACCCGUGGGUGCUGGAACGAGAAGGGAAGGCGAAUGGGGAGAAGUUCUGCAAGGUUCACAGAGUUCGAGUGGCGCACGAAGUCGCAGCCCGUCCUUAAACGUGAAGAAGACACGAAGCGAUAAUGUACCGGCGGAUGCAGGCAACUCCGCCGCUGAGGAGGGCAAUAUACGUAAUGAAAAAGCGGAUUCCUUGGUAGGGGACUCCACGAGGAAACUCGGAAAAUUCAGCGAAAAAACAAGCAAGUCCGGCGAAGACGGAAGGGAAGUGAAGGCCGUGAAUGGGGCUGCCAAGCUCGACGUCGCCUCUGGGCAGACAGGAGGCACCACUGGGUGGUGUGCAAGCAGCAGCAUUGCCAGACACAGUGUAGAGUCUGUAGACGAGCCAGAAAAGAAGGAACAAGAAGAAGCGUAUCUUGGCAGAGAGACAAUCGAGCUCUAUCUACGUCCUGAAGAAGCUGAGGAAUUCAUGAAGCAAGUCGACUUCGCAGGGCACGGGAAAAUCAACGCGGAAAUGUUUAAACGCGCGAUGCUGAACAUCUACAACGCCCGCAAGCGCCUCGUUCGCGGCCUGCGUAGUCAAGGAAGCGUCGCGUCUACAGUCCUGCGAAUGAUUUCGCUGCUUCUCUGGUUCGUAUGUGCAGUUGUGAUGCUCCUCGUCAUUGGUGUGGAUAUGAACACAGUCAUCGUCUCCGGCGCCGCCUUUCUCUCGGCUCUUACUGUCGCCCUCAGCUACUUGUACCAGCACUUCAUCACAGCAGUCAUUUUCGUCGCGUUAACGAAUCCGUAUAACGUGGGAGAUCGCAUUCGCGUUGACGGGGGUGAAAUCCUCACUGUCAGGAAAAUCCGAACUUACACAACAGAGUUCGACACUGUCCACGGUCGACCAGUUAUCUACAGCAAUUCAGUUCUUUUUUCGAAGGUCUUGACCAACGAAUCACGAGCAAAAAACAGCGUCCUUGAACUCAAGCUACGCGUCGGCAUCGGCACGCCUCACUGCCUCAUCAAAGCUCUGGAGACAAAAAUGCGGAAAUUCGUGGAACAACGCCCCAUGGAUUUCGUGAAGGAUUCGUUCUGGGUUGUGGUGCACCACGUACAGCCUGGAGAAAGUAUAGAUUACUCCCUCUGGAUGGCAUGUGUGGAAGGGUGGGGAAACUACCGGAAGGUGUUGGAUUUGCGCAGCGAGGUGUACUUUUACCUAGCCAAGCAGGUGACGAAGCUCGGGAUUUCUUUCCACCUUGCUCCGCAGCCCGUCUCGAUCACAAAUGACCCUGCUCCUGUACUUCAUAUGCGACCUUUGAUUCGAAAUACCUCACCUUCUUCUCCGCCACGAAUAACGUACAUGCGCACUGCGGGUCCUGUACGCCACGCGUCGGGUCACAGCAUGCCACCGCAGCCUCCGACGCAUCGGUCUGCAAGACAAGUUCUGGACGGCAGAGGCAGCAACGGCCGAGAUCCUUCACAGUGUGGGCUAGGCGGAAGCACCUCGCAGACUCAGGCGCUCUCUUUACCGCAAAAGUUUCAGACCUCACCGGUAAUCCCCGCAGAAGAAGGGGGAGGCCUAGGCAGCAUGUCGGGUCCAUCUGGUGCGAGCUACUCCGGUCAACAAAAUGCAAACGGCACGAACUCUGGACAGCGGAGAAGAAAGUCGACCGGGCAGCACGAUGGGCCUGGGCGGACGCAGCGGAUUAAGACAGAAACGCAGACUUUCGGAUGA